AUGACAAUGGGCAUUCAUUUUCCUGGUGUUCUUGCUAAGCAAAUUUUUCGCCAUGCUUCUAGUAAAACAUCCUCUUUAGAUGUUCCAAAAGGAUCCAUACCAGUUUCUGUUGGAGAAGCACAAAGGAAGAGAUUUCUAGGUCCUAUAUCAUACUUGAAUCAGCCUUCAUUUCAAGUUUUGCUUAGCAUGGCUGAAGAAGAGUUCAGUUUUAAUCAUCCAAUGGGUGGUUUGACAGUUCCCUCUUCCUAUUUCUCCAACUCAAAUUUAACUAGUACAUUGUAUCUCCGCGCACUCUCCGAUGAGUUGUUUCUGCUUUCCAAUUCAGCAGAGCAACUUGAUAAAGAGAAGUCCUUAUGA
Messenger RNA from Jatropha curcas, 357 nucleotides. The record is from RefSeq and is a predicted model, not a curated record. NCBI's taxonomy places the organism in Eukaryota, Viridiplantae, Streptophyta, Magnoliopsida, Malpighiales, Euphorbiaceae.